AUGGCCACUUCUCACCACGGGACUGCGGGAGUACAAACCCCACUACUAGAUGACGUCGUAGAGGGUGCCGUCGACUACAAAGGCCGCCCAGUACACAGAUCCAGAUCUGGCGGCUGGCGUUCCGCGUGGUUUAUAAUAGGGGUGGAGGUUGCGGAGAGGUUCGCAUACUAUGGAAUCAGCUGCAACCUCAUCACCUUUCUGACGGGGCCUUUGGGGCAGUCCACGGCCACGGCCGCUGAGAAUGUCAACAUUUGGUCCGGAACGGCGUCGUUGCUUCCUUUGUUGGGAGCCUUUGUGGCUGAUUCUUUUCUUGGACGCUACCGCACUAUUGUUUUUGCUUCUCUGCUCUAUAUUUUGGGACUUGGCUUGUUGACCCUGUCAGCCGUGCUUCCUUCUCUCACUGGUUCUGACUGCCAAAAUAUCAAUCAAUCCACAUCAUGUUCUUCUCAGUUUCAAGUAUUGUUCUUCUUCUUCUCUCUGUAUCUGGUAGCUGUUGCGCAAGGUGGACACAAGCCUUGCGUUCAGGCUUUCGGAGCUGAUCAAUUUGAUGCGUCAGAUCCAGAGGAGUGCAAAGCCAAAAGCUCAUUCUUUAAUUGGUGGUAUUUUAGCUUAUGUUUUGGUACCACAUUUACACUUAUACUAUUGACCUACAUACAGGACAACCUGAGUUGGGGUCUGGGUUUUGGAAUUCCUUGUAUUGCGAUGGUCCUUGCACUGUUUAUUUUCUUGCUCGGAACUAGAACUUACCGGUAUAGUAUCAAAGGCGACGAGGAAAGCCCAUUUGUAAGAAUUGGAAGGGUGUUUGUCACUGCAUUAAGGAACUGGCGAACUACUCCUUCAGCAAUAACUUCUGAAGAGGAAUCCCGCGGAACCUUGCCUCACGAAAGUUCUGAACAAUUCAAGUUCCUGAACAAAGCAUUGCUUGCACCGGAUGAUUUGAAGGAAAACAGAAAGGUGUGUACUGUCGCUGAGGUUGAAGAAGCAAAAUCUGUUCUUAGGCUUUUUCCAAUAUGGGUUACAUGCUUGGCAUAUGCGGUUGUGUUUGCACAGUAUUCAACUUUCUUCACUAAGCAAGGUGCCACCAUGGACAGAACAAUUGCACCGGGCCUUGAUAUACCAGCCGCUUCACUUCAGACUUUCAUCAGCAUUACCAUUGUCAUCUUCGUUCCCAUUUAUGAUCGCAUUUUUGUUCCAAUAGCUAGAGUUUUCACCAGGAAACCUUCGGGAAUUACAAUGCUGCAAAGAAUUGGGAUUGGUAUGUUUAUAUCUAUUAUUUCCAUGGUAGUUGCAGCUCUAGUUGAGAUGAAAAGGCUCAAAACUGCCAAAGAUUAUGGUCUGCUUGAUAUGCCAAGUGCCACGGUUCCAAUGAGUAUUUGGUGGUUGGUUCCUCAGUACUUGUUGGCCGGAUUGGCCGAUGUUUUCACAAUGGUUGGUCUGCAAGAGUUUUUUUAUGAUCAGGUGCCAAAUGAAUUAAAGAGUAUCGGACUUGCCCUCUACCUCAGUAUUUUUGGUGUGGGAAGCUUUCUGAGCAGCUUUCUUAUCUCCGCCAUUGAUGACGCAACCACUUGGGCAGGGGAAACUAGCUGGUUUUCCACUAAUCUCAACCGUGCACAUCUGGAUUACUUCUAUUGGCUACUUGGUGGAAUCAGUGUAGUAGAAUUGGCUAUCUACUUGUAUUUUGCAAAAUCUUACAUUUAUAAUAGGGCAGGUACAGUAUAA
Molecule: messenger RNA, 1719 nt
Organism: Prunus armeniaca (apricot)
Lineage: Eukaryota; Viridiplantae; Streptophyta; Magnoliopsida; Rosales; Rosaceae
Source: the annotation of a GenBank genome assembly